Messenger RNA from Cebus imitator (Panamanian white-faced capuchin), 1424 nucleotides. It is a transcript of the gene SEC11A, whose product is annotated as SEC11 homolog A, signal peptidase complex subunit. The coding region runs from base 375 to 869 and encodes 164 amino acids. Gene Ontology annotation, cellular component: membrane; signal peptidase complex. The transcript is spliced from 7 exons. Lineage: Eukaryota; Metazoa; Chordata; Mammalia; Primates; Cebidae. The record is from RefSeq and is a predicted model, not a curated record. Gene Ontology annotation, molecular function: serine-type endopeptidase activity.
GUCCCGCCUUCCGAAGGUGGCAGGGCUGCCUCCCCACCUGAACCUGGGUCGCCGCCUAGGUGAGGGGCCGCGGGGCAGAUCCCAAGAAGUGGCAUCCAGUCGGUUCUUGGCUCUCUUGCUAGAGCCAGAGCGGGAGAACCCUCCCCCGGCGAGGCCAAGCCCUGAGACUGGACUAGCACUGUAGUGAGUUUCUUUGUCCGCUCUCCGCAGCGAAGGGGCGGGACCGUGCCAGACCCUGCCGGCUCCCGCCCCGGAACCGGAAGUGCAGGCACUGCGGGGUACUGUAUAGUGUGAGCCCGACCCGAGAGCCAGUCGUUCCGCCCGCUGGUCAUCGCGCCUUCUUCCUUGCCGGUGUCCUGCUCGCCGUCCCCGCCAUGCUGUCUCUAGACUUUCUGGACGAUGUGCGGCGGAUGAACAAGCGGCAGCUCUAUUACCAAGUCCUAAAUUUUGGAAUGAUUGUCUCAUCGGCACUAAUGAUCUGGAAGGGAUUAAUGGUAAUAACUGGAAGUGAAAGUCCAAUUGUAGUGGUGCUCAGUGGCAGCAUGGAACCUGCAUUUCAUAGAGGAGAUCUUCUCUUUCUAACAAACCGAGUUGAAGAUCCCAUAAGAGUGGGAGAAAUUGUUGUUUUUAGGAUAGAAGGAAGAGAAAUUCCUAUAGUUCACCGAGUCUUGAAGAUUCAUGAAAAGCAAAAUGGGCAUAUCAAGUUUUUGACCAAAGGCGAUAAUAAUGCGGUUGAUGACCGAGGCCUCUAUAAACAAGGACAACAUUGGCUAGAGAAGAAAGAUGUCGUGGGGAGAGCCAGGGGAUUUUAUCAGGAGAACAGAUCAGUGGAGAACAGGAAUUAUUUGUUCCUUAUAUUGGAAUUGUGACGAUCCUCAUGAAUGACUAUCCUAAAUUUAAGUAUGCAGUGCUCUUUUUGCUGGGUUUAUUUGUGCUUGUCCACCGUGAGUAAGAAGUCUGCCUUGCUGUUCCUGGGAAGAUGCCAUACUUUUCGUUACUGGAUGUUUGGAGUAGAUACUGGUCUGUGAUUGGUGGAAUGGAGAACACACAUGGUGCUUCUGGGUAGCACUGGUUUGCAUUAGUUUAUGUUUCCACGCCAGAGUUUGUUUGGGUGGGCACAUGUGCACCACAGAGUGCACUUGAGGGGACUUUUCAAUCACAGGAUUUCAUAGCUGUCAUUGUCACACUUUCACAUUUUUGUACAUCAGUGAAUUUUUUAUAUUAAAAGGUUGAGCCAAAGCCCCCAGUGUUUGUAUUUUGAAGCCAAGCUUCACUUCUAAAGUGCCUACAGAGACUUGUACAUGACAAUGCAGCUCUGCACGAGUUUGAAACCGUCAUACCUCCUUCUAAUAGGAAUGGCAUAUACUGAGGUGGUCAUAAGUCUUAACUUUUAAAAUUUUAAAUAAAAGACUUUGCACAUUGAA